AUGGAUUUAGAAUUACUUUUAAAUUUUUCUAAAAAUUUUGCCAAAUAUUUAGAAAAUCCAGACGAAUAUAAUGUUAUAAUACGAAUCGGAGAGGGUCCAAAUGUAAAGACUUUUAAGGCACAUUCAUUCGUGCUAAAAGCACAAUGUCCUUAUUUUAAAGCCGGUUUAUCAAGUGAAUGGGUUAAAAAAGAAGGUGACCAGAUCGUAUUCGAAAAGCAGAAUAUAUCUGCUGAUGAUUGUUUUCCUUUAAAAAUAAUUGAUCUUUUAUGUGCCGCUGAUGAACUAAUCCUUCCCGAGAUGAUUUCUUAUGUGGAAGAAAAAUUCAUUCUCAAACAUAGUAAAUGGUUAUAUGAAAAUUUUGAUAAAAUUCUUCAUACAGCAUUUAAACAUGAUCUUUGGAAAAAACUUCAAGAAUUUUGUUUAGAUUAUAUAUGCCCUGAUCCUGAUAUAGUAUUUCGAUCAAGUUCUUUUCUUCAAUCUGAUGAAUUAAUUUUAGAAAAUUUACUUCAACGUGAUGAUUUAAUCAUGAAAGAAAUUACAAUUUGGGAUUUUCUUGUACAAUGGGGAUGUGGUCAAGCACCUUCACUCGGUGAUAAUGUUACGGAAUGGUCUGAUGAAAAUUUUUUAAUUUUAAAAGAAAGAUUACAUAAAUGUAUACCUCAUAUUAGAUUAUCUGCAAUAUCACCAGAUGAUUUUUACGCGAAGGUUAGACCAUUUAAAAAAAUUUUCCCUGAGGAAUUAUAUGAAGAAGUUCUUUGGCAAUAUAUUAAACCUAAAAAUGCUCUUAAAUUCGAUUUAAUUCAUCCUCCACGAUCAGACCCGGUAAAUUCUUAUAUUAUUAAUCUUAAACAUGUUGCAAUGAUUGCUAGUUGGGUGGAUCGUAAACCUCAAGGCUACAGUUUUGAUGGUCAGGAUAAACCUAUACUUAGUAGGGUUCGUUCGAAUCAUAUUGAUAAUGCUAUUUAUAUUUAUCCAAGUUAUGGUCCUCAAUGGGGUCAAAAUGAUUUGAAAACUUGGGGAAGUUUUAAUGCGGAUUGUUGUCAGUGUUUACGUCAGAGAUAUGAAUUUCCAAUUAGGUCGAGUCCUGACGUGUUUUCAGCUGAGGAAUUUGAGGUUUUUCAUUUAGUUAAAAGGCAAUAA
This is a messenger RNA of Cetraspora pellucida, 1140 nucleotides long. The record is from the annotation of a GenBank genome assembly. Lineage: Eukaryota; Fungi; Glomeromycota; Glomeromycetes; Diversisporales; Gigasporaceae.